Molecule: messenger RNA, 4385 nt
Organism: Sinocyclocheilus anshuiensis
Lineage: Eukaryota; Metazoa; Chordata; Actinopteri; Cypriniformes; Cyprinidae
Product: voltage-dependent calcium channel subunit alpha-2/delta-2-like
Exons: 37
Coding region: 239-3373 (1044 amino acids)
Cellular component (GO): voltage-gated calcium channel complex
Molecular function (GO): voltage-gated calcium channel activity
Source: RefSeq, a predicted model, not a curated record
UAAUGGAUAUUAAGUGGAUGUCUUUUGGGGAAAUGAAUGGGGUCGCGCGCAGAUCUGUGGGGUGUCGCAAGCGCUCGUGCACGGCAGCAUCAUCACGCGCAGCAUCUUUCGCCCACCGAUAUCAUUGUUUCUUCUCAGACAACAAGAGCGUUUACUACCGCGUUGCAUCUGGAUAUUCUGCUCUCCUGGAUAACCGUGAGGGUAUUUGUGCGGCUGGAUUGGAGUGUUUUCAUGGAAAAUGGCGAGAUGGGCUCACGCAUGUCUGCUGCUGAUGAUGGGGAUUUUCAGCGGAUCGUGGACCGCAGUGGACGCACUCACAUUUCCACAGCAUUACACGAUCAUGCACUGGGCUCGUCGCAUUGAACAGGAGAUUGACAGAGUCCUGCAGCACAUCAGUGGCGCUCAACAACUGAAAGGGAUCUACAGUGAGAAGAGAAGGCAGUUCAGUCUGGUCAGAAAUAACCCUCGAGAAAUCAUAGAGAAAGUUGCGACUGACAUCGAGAGACUGCUGGCCAAGAAACGCAAAGCGCUUGAGAAACUUGCGAGUGAAGCAGAGCGUCUUCAGAAAGAUCAUCGGUGGCAGGAUGGAAUCAAGGAGGAAAAUAUUGAAUAUUAUAACUCUAAAGCAGAGAUGGACUAUGACGGUGAGGACAUUGACUCCCAGAUGUCGUUGAAACUGGAGUUUGUGUAUGAUCCGAACUUCAAAAACCAUGUGAAUUACUCACACACCGCCGUCCAGAUCCCCACAGACAUCUACAAAGGCGCUCCGGUGAUUCUGAACGAGCUGAACUGGACACAGGCGUUAGAGCGAGUCUUCAUAGAGAACAGCAGAGACGACCCAUCGUUGCUCUGGCAAGCAUUUGGUAGUGCCACCGGCGUCACAAGAUACUAUCCAGCUGCUCCCUGGAGAGCGCCAGAUAAGAUCGACCUUUAUGAUGUACGACGCCGACCAUGGUACAUUCAAGGAGCGUCCUCGCCCAAAGAUAUGGUCAUCCUCGUAGACGUGAGCGGAAGCGUCAGUGGACUCACUCUCAAACUGAUCAAAGCUUCGGUCAUGGAAAUGCUCGACACACUCUCAGACGACGAUUACGUCAAUGUGGCCAGGUUCAAUGAGAAGGCCGAGGCAGUGGUGCCCUGUUUUAAGCACCUGGUUCAGGCGAACGUGCGCAAUAAGAAGAUCUUUAAAGCAGCUGUGCAGCAGAUGCAGGCCAAAGGAACCACCGAUUACAAAUCCGGCUUUCACUUCGCCUUCAACCAGCUGCUCAAUAAGACGAAUGUUCCUCGAGCCAACUGUAAUAAAAUCAUCAUGUUAUUUACUGACGGAGGGGAGGACCGAGCUCAGGACAUCUUUGAGCAGUACAACUGGCCCAAUAAGACGGUCCGUGUGUUCACGUUCUCGGUGGGGCAGCACAAUUAUGAUGUCACUCCGCUGCAGUGGAUCGCAUGUGCUAAUAAGGGAUACUAUUUUGAGAUCCGCUCCAUCUGUGCUAUAAGGAUUAACACCCAGGAAUAUCUGGACGUGUUGGGCCGCCCCAUGGUUCUGGCAGGAAGAAGUGCCAAGCAGGUGCAAUGGACCAACGUCUAUCAGGACGCGCUGGGUCUGGGGCUGGUGGUGACGGGGACGAUGCCGGUGUUCAACCUCACUGUGGACGGAAACUCUCAGAAUCAGCUGAUUUUAGGGGUGAUGGGGGUUGAUGUUCAUCUGGAUGAGCUGAAGAGACUCACGCCACAAUACAAGCUGGGAGCAAACGGAUACAUCUUUGCCAUCGACCCAAAUGGAUACGUGCUGAUGCAUCCGAACUUGCAGCCUCGAGAAGAGGAUUUGCCAGAGCCCGUGACGCUGGACUUCCUGGAUGCAGAAGUAGAAGACAGCAGCAAAAAGGAGAUUCGUCGGCAAAUGAUUGAUGGCCGAACGGGAGAGAUGACAAUCAAAACUCUAAUUAAAUCAAUGGAUGAGCGCUACAUUGACGAGGUCACGCGUAUGUACAGCUGGACGGCCGUUAACGACACUGAUUACAGUCUGGGUCUGAUGAAUUCAGCAAAACGUUUGUCUCCAGUCAUGAAUCCAUCAGUGAACUGUGAGAAGCUGAUGACUGAAUGUUUUGUAAUGGUGCUCACAGGUGAUCAGGGUCUCAUUCAUAAUCUGAUCUUGGAUUCUGGGAUCCUGUGGAAUCUCGCGACACGCGUUUGGCAGAACAAGGAUCUCAACACGUAUGGCUUCCUGGCGCUGUUCGCAUCUACCAAUGGAGGCGUUACACGCGUUUACCCCAACAUAGCUGCUGAAUCAUGGGACGAGGAUCCCGAACCUCUGAACUCAAACUUCUACCGUCGCACUCUGGACAACAAAGGCUACAUCUUCAGGGCGCCGACACGAACCUCUAUGGAUGAUCUGUUAAUCUCAGAGAACGGCACUGUGGGGAUUUUGGUCACCACGGCCGUGGAGGUUGUGAUCGGGGGCAAAACCAUGAAGCCUGCAGUGGUCGGCGUCAAACUGGAUUUGGAGGCCUGGGUCGACAAGUUCAAGAUCCUCGCCAGCAACAUAUCAGACAGCAGACAGGCCGCACAUAAGUGCGGCCCCUCCAGAUCCUGUGAGAUGGACUGUGAAGUGAACAGCGAUGAUUUGUUGUGUUACCUGAUCGAUGACGGAGGUUUCCUGGUGAUGUCCAAUCAGAGAGAUCACUGGAAGAAGGUGGGUUUGUUCUUUGGCGAGGUCGACCCCUACCUGAUGUUCGCCCUCUACAACAACUCAAUCUACGCCCGUCAUCAGACCUUCCAGUAUCAGUCAGCCUGCGAGCCAAUGGCCAGCAGCCACACGGGAGCCGCGCACAGAGGAUUCUACGUGCCCUCCAUUGCUGAUUUUCUCAGUCUGGCCUGGUGGACGUCAGCAGCGGCGUGGUCUGUUCUGCAGCAGUUCCUGUAUGGACUCAUCUACAGUAGCUGGUUCACCACAGAAGAUGUCUGGGCUGAGAGUUCGGACACUAAAGGGAGCAGCAGCUGUGUGACGGUUCACAGUCAGUUCUACUUCACCAACACCACCAACUCCUUCAACGUGCUGCAGGAUUGUGGGAACUGCUCCAGGUUGUUCCACGCCAAGCGUAUAGAAAACACGAACCUGUUGUUUGUGGUGGCUGAGACUCUGCCCUGCAGCUCCUGCGAGAUCGAGAAACUCCUCCCUGUCAGAACAAAGUCUCAAGAAGAGAAUCCAUGUGAGGUGUUAAACUCCGCCCGCUAUCGGAAAGGCCCUGACAAAUGCUUCGACUACAACACAGAGGAGAACACAUCGGAGUGUGGCAGCGCUCACUCUUUACACUGUCCGAUGCGAGUUCUGCUCUGGAUUCAGUUAUUGUCGCUUUACCUCAUUCUACUAUCGUAAUCUGAGUCCCACUGCCUUCGGUGUUCCUGUCCCUCAUCCGUACGCCACUCCGGUCCUGGUUUUCCGGCUCUCUGUCUCAUCGUGAGGUGCAUUCCAGCUGUGUGCCAUUACAGCAGAGCAUGAUGGGAAAACGUGUCUUAGUAACCCCGACAUUGUGCAGAUCCAAAAAAACAAAACUGUCUUAAAUCAUUUCACCUUUAUAUUCGUAAAACGUCCAAAAAAUGUAUUUUUGCUUGCCAAAAACAGGAAAGGACCUGGUUUGUUUCAAAAUACUGGAACACGACACGAGUUUUGACGGUUAUUAUCACAAUCUCGCAUUGUGUGUUUAUUUGAGUCUUGCUUCAUUCUCAAUUUAGUGCCAAACCCUGACGUAUGUGAAUGCUCAAACGCUGGGGACUCGCAGCUUUCAUUGAAAUAUUGUUUUUUGAAGCUUCCUUACCAAGAGAGAAUGUUGUAUUAUUAUCGCAAACGGCUUCGUUUAGGAAAAAAAUAAAAAGAUUUAGAUUUUGUUUCGUGUUCAUUUAGAGCUUUUGUCGAAAGUUUUAAGGGCAUAUAUUGUGUCUAAAAAUUGCUGCCUGGUUUGUUACCCAACAGUGCCUUGGCGCACUUGUCCGAAUGGACCAACAAUAGCACUGGACGUGGAUUCGACUGACCCUGAAUGAAUGCUGGAGAAAUAUACGGUAUUGAAUGUUUACAGUAUAAGGGUGAAUGUCAUGAAACCUGGCAAAAGUUCAUAUUUCACCCCAAAAUCAAAAGAUAUAAAUAGGAAAUGUCAUAUAAAGAAAAUGAAGCAUAUUUUUAGGACCAUUAAGAUUUCAAAAGCACAUUUUCCCUCCAAAUCUCAUUACCGUAAUGCGAAAAAACACUUUUUCUUAUUACUGUAAUGUGGGGAUAAAAAUAUUUUAACAAUAUGGUAGCAUUUGUUACACUGCCUUAAUUUAUGAUUAUUCAAAUAGUAAAAAAAACAUUAAAAUAAUGUCACAAUGCAAAAAAAAAAAUAUCCAAUGUUCCU